This is a messenger RNA of Bacillus rossius redtenbacheri, 1418 nucleotides long. RefSeq names its product regucalcin-like. The transcript is spliced from 6 exons. Gene Ontology annotation, biological process: L-ascorbic acid biosynthetic process. The record is from RefSeq and is a predicted model, not a curated record. Lineage: Eukaryota; Metazoa; Arthropoda; Insecta; Phasmatodea; Bacillidae. The coding region runs from base 371 to 1300 and encodes 309 amino acids. Gene Ontology annotation, molecular function: gluconolactonase activity; enzyme regulator activity; calcium ion binding.
GAGAAAGGUUCUCUUUUAUGUCAACAAGCAGAAUUAUCUUAAACACAUUUCUGCCUCAUUAAUCAUGAUAAGAUACAGCAGGGCUCUGUUGCCAAUCACAAACAAAAGAGACCACGUGAAACAUGCAGUUGGCCGUGGAGGAGUUCGUUAAGAUAAACUGCUUAACGGCAGGAAACAACUGUUCCUGCCUGGCAGGUACAGGUCUAUCUGCAUAACAAGAAACCAGAACCACUGGCAGUUCUGUUCAAGGUCGUAUUGGAACACAGCCUCUAUCUCUGCUGAUAAGCCCACUGCACGCUAACAGACUGGCCACGUCAAGUGCUGCUACCUGCACAGUGACACAACACACACCUUUAAGCCCAAGUUGGACAUGGCAUCUCCUCACGUCGAAGUGAUUGGUCCCACGACUCUGCUGGGGGAGGCUCCACACUGGGAUGCAGAUAGGCAGGUGCUCUACUACGUGGACAUUAACUCCUCAACUGUGAACAAGUACGACCCAGCCACCAAAAAAGUCUCCACUGCCCAGAUAGAGGGAGGCAUUGUUAACUUCAUUAUUCCUGUGGACGGGAAGAAGGACCAGUUUGCCAUAAACGUGGGUCGCCACCUCUCUGUGUUGACCUGGGAUGGAGAGAGCAGCGUGCCAACCAAAGUAGAGACGGUGGUAUCAGUCGAAGAUGGGACCAACAACAGCUUCAAUGACGGCAAGGCUGACCCGACUGGUCGGCUGUGGUCAGGAACGAUCGGCCCGAUCGAGAAGACUCUAGAGCUGGGCCCAUUGCAGAAAAUCGGCAAACUGUACAGCAUCACCAACGGCCAGGCGCCUGUCUGUCACGUGACCAACAUUCACAUUUCCAAUGGCCUUACUUGGUCACCAGAUGGAAAAACAAUGUACUACAUAGAUUCCAUGAGUCGGAAGGUUGAUGCCUUUAACUUUGACGCAGCUAGCGGACUAAUAUCUAACAGGCGAACAGCUUUUGACUUUGAAAUAAAUGGUGUCAAAGGCUAUCCUGAUGGAAUGACUGUUGACACUGAAGGAAAUCUCUGGGUAGCAUGUUUGGGUGGAAGUAAGGUGAUCAGAGUGGACCCGACCGCGGGCAAGCUGGUGUCUGCGGUGGACUUCCCGUGCCCGCAAGUGACGUGCCCCGCGUUCGGAGGCCCCCAGCUGGACGAGCUGUACGUCACCACCGGCGUGCUCGCCCUCUCCGAGGACGACAAGAGGAAGUACCCAAUCAGCGGCUCCACGUUCCGAGUCACAGGGCUGGGAGCCAAGGGGUUCGCGGGCACGCACGUCAAGCUCUGAGCCUGCCUCAGACACCACGGAACAGCCACUUUCGUCUGCAACAGAGCAGUGAAUCUUCAUUCUGUAUUCUGCCUUCCUCUUUGAAUUCAAUAAAAAAAAAUAUAUAUCUUAUGCUAAA